AUGGAAAUUGGAACCGAGGAAACUUGCAUAAUUGAAAUGCCCACUAUGGGAACAAUGCAGAUUGCAGGAAGCACUGGUUUUGGUCAUAAUUUUGAGCUCAUCCCUCAAGCAUGUCAUCUGCAGAACUCAAGCUCGGAAGCUAAAACAGAGAGCUCCAGCCACUGUACGCCUGAUGCUGGUCCUCUCCCGAUAUUUCUCAAGUUUGAAGAUGUUGAGUUCAGCGUAGAGUGCAACUCUAAUGCAUCUACAAGCUCAGCUAGCGGUGUGGUCUCAACCAGACAGAACAGGGACAAGCAGAUACUAAAGGGGAUCACAGGCAGCAUAUCACCAGGUGAAAUUCUUGCAUUGAUGGGUCCGUCAGGAAGUGGAAAAACAACCCUUCUAAAGAUAAUUGGUGGGCGUCUGCAUGGAAAUAUAAGAGGGAAAGUCACUUACAAUGAUGUUCCAUAUAGCACUGCCCUAAAAAGGAGGGUUGGAUUUGUGACACAAGAAGAUGUGCUGUUUCCACAGUUAACAGUAGAAGAAACGCUAGUUUUUGCAGCAUUUCUGAGGCUACCCAGCAGCAUGAGUCGCCAACAAAAGCUUAAAAGAGCAGAAUUCAUACUGAGGGAACUGGGACUUGAAAGGUGUCGGCAUACAAGAAUUGGUGGCGCUUUUGUGAAAGGGAUAUCUGGUGGCGAAAGGAAAAGGACAAGCAUUGGCUAUGAAAUUCUUGUUGAUCCAUCACUCUUGUUACUUGAUGAACCAACCUCAGGAUUGGACUCCACCUCUGCAAAUAAGCUCCUUCAAGUUCUGCAGGGCAUUGCAAAGGGUGGGAGGACCAUCAUCAUAACCAUCCAUCAGCCUUCUAGCCGCGUUUUCCACAUGUUUGACAAGCUGUUGCUCAUAUCAGAAGGAUGUCCUGUCUAUUACGGGGUAGCUGCAGAUGCUAUGAACUACUUCUUGUCCAUUGGUUUCACACCUCAAAUCGCCAUGAACCCCGCAGAUUUCAUGCUUGAUUUGGCAACUGGCUGUGUCAAUGAUAUUGGGAUCCCACAGGAGCUGAUUGGUUCUCAGUCCUCCCAAGAGUCUCAAACUACUGUGGUUAAGUACUUGCAGAGAAAGUACAAGAAUGAGCUAGAACCAAAGGAAAAGGAGGCAAACCAUAGAUGCAGUACAGCUCCCAAACAACUUCAAAUGGCUGUUCAAGUGAAGAAGGAAUGGACAACGUAUUGGUGGGAGCAGUUCAUGGUGCUCUCAAAGAGAACAUACAGGGAGAGGUGCAUGGACUAUUUUGACUUGCUUAGGCUUGUUCAAGCUAUUGGAGUUGCGAUCUUGUUGGGUCUUCUUUGGUGGAAAUCGGAGGCUGGGACUGAGGCCCAACUUAGAGACCAGGUAGGACUACUCUUCUAUAUCUGUAUAUUUUGGACAUCUUCAUCCCUAUUUGGAGCAGUAUACGUAUUUCCUUUUGAGAAGGAAUACCUUGUGAGGGAAAGGAAAGCAGAUAUGUACAGGCUGAGCGUGUACUACAUAUGCAGCACCUUAUGCGACAUGGUUAUACACAUACUCUACCCAACCAUCUUUAUGGCCAUUAUAUACUUCAUGGUUGGGCUUCGAAAGACAGUGCCAUGCUUCUUCUUCACCUUGCUUACAAUGCUGUUGAUUGUCAUCACUAGCCAGGGAGCAGGGGAGCUUUUUGGAGCUGCAGUUUUGAGCAUAAAAAGAGCUGGUGUCAUCGCUUCCCUAGUCCUCAUGUUAUUCCUCCUUACUGGAGGAUACUAUGUUCAGCAUAUACCAAAGUUCAUGCAGUGGUUGAAGUACAUCUCGUUCAUGCACUAUGGGUUUAGGCUUCUGCUGAAGGUUCAGUACUCUGGGGACCUGUUGUAUGAGUGCGGCAGUGCAGGUGGGUGCAAGCGCCUGCAGAGCUCACCUUCCUUUGACACCAUCAACCUCAACGGUGACAACAAGGAGGUCUGGGUCCUGCUCUCCAUGGCCAUUGCUUACAGGUUGUGUGCUUAUGCUUGCCUCCUCAAAAGGAUCUCCGUGUCCCCUGUUUGA
Nymphaea colorata (pocket water lily) is the source of this 2037-nucleotide messenger RNA. Its product is annotated as ABC transporter G family member 26. Gene Ontology annotation, molecular function: ABC-type transporter activity; ATP binding; ATP hydrolysis activity. Gene Ontology annotation, cellular component: membrane. Lineage: Eukaryota; Viridiplantae; Streptophyta; Magnoliopsida; Nymphaeales; Nymphaeaceae. The transcript has 9 exons. The record is from RefSeq and is a predicted model, not a curated record. The coding region runs from base 1 to 2037 and encodes 678 amino acids.